This is a messenger RNA of Condylura cristata (star-nosed mole), 822 nucleotides long. RefSeq names its product plexin-A2-like. The transcript is spliced from 5 exons. The annotation marks the transcript as partial. Gene Ontology annotation, cellular component: semaphorin receptor complex. The record is from RefSeq and is a predicted model, not a curated record. Gene Ontology annotation, biological process: regulation of GTPase activity; positive regulation of axonogenesis; regulation of cell migration. Lineage: Eukaryota; Metazoa; Chordata; Mammalia; Eulipotyphla; Talpidae. Gene Ontology annotation, molecular function: semaphorin receptor activity.
AUCCUGACGGUGUCCGGCCCGCCCGAAGGAGGGACGCGCGUGACCAUCCACGGCGUGAACCUCGGCCUGGCCUUUGCCGAGAUCGCUCAGCAUGUGCGGGUGGCCGGGGUGCCCUGCACGCCCCUGCCUGGGGACUACGUGGUCGCCGAGCGACAAGCCUCGCCCCCAGACAGGCCCCGUCCCCAGACAGGCCCCGUCCAGAAGUCCCCGCCCCCAGAAGGCCCCACCCCUAGGCAGGCCCCACCCCCAGGUGGGCCCUGCCCGCUCAGGCCCUGCUCUGCUGGCCGCAGGAUCAUCUGCGAGAUGGGCCGACCCCGGGAAGGCCCCGCCCCCAGGCAGGUCUGCAGAGUGGUGAACGCCACCACGCUGACCUGCCUGGCGCCCGCCCUGGGCACGGACCCCCGGCCCGGCCUGGACGCCGUGGAGCCCGAGGAGUUUGGCUUCGUGUUCAACAACGUGCAGUCGCUGCUGCUGUACAACGGCACCAAGUUCACCUACUACCCCAACCCCAGCUUCGAGCUGCUCAGCCCCACGGGCGUGCUGGACCAGAAGCCGGGGUCCCCCAUCAUCCUGAAGGGCAAGAACCUCUGUCCACCCGCCUCGGGGGGCGCCAAGCUCAACUACACGGUGCUGGUGGGGGCCACGCCCUGUGCCGUCACAGUGUCCGAGACGCAGCUGCUCUGCGAGCCCCCCACGCUCACGGGGCAGCACAAGGUCAUAUGGAGGCAGGGCCGCAUCGCCCGGGUCGUGCUGCAGGACGAGGACGUCACCACCAAGAUCGAGGGCGACUGGAAGCGGCUCAACACGUUGGUGCAUUACCAG